Molecule: messenger RNA, 739 nt
Organism: Medioppia subpectinata
Lineage: Eukaryota; Metazoa; Arthropoda; Arachnida; Sarcoptiformes; Oppiidae
Source: the annotation of a GenBank genome assembly
AAAUACAAUUCAGUCAAACAAUCACUUCAUUUGAUCCCAAGAUAUGGCAAAACAGAUGAAACACCUGAAGACAUCACUCGAGACCACAGAUGACGGCAAUGAAGACAACAGACAACAGAUUUACGCGAAGAACUCAAUGGACAGAUUCGGUGAUGACUUGUAUACACUUCUUGUGUCUCAUCUCCAUAUCGAAGAUAUGUUUCAAUUGGAAUGUGUGUCCAAACAGUUCCAGAGGACUGUCUUCAGGAGUGUUGUGGACAUUGAUUUUGAUGAUCAAUUCAUUCAACGCCAAGACUUUCCAAUCUUCACAACAAUGAAUAAAAUCAUCAAAAAGUGUCGAAACAUUCAAACCAUUGAUUUUAUUGAUAUCGAAGAAAACAAUGAAUACUUUCUCGAAGUUUUGCCCGAAAUUCUUCACAAAUUCCCGAAUUUACGGCAAAUUUACUGCAAUUUGUCGUUGAAUAGCAACCGAUGGAUCGGACACUUGGCGCCACUCAUCACACGCAAUUGUCAGAAACAAUGGCCACGACUUCAAGUCCUGUCCAUUAGAUGUCAAUAUUUUAACGGCCAGUGUUUGGAUCACAUCUCAAGACUACCGGCGCUGCAAAAACUUGUCAUUUACCACAACUGGAAGAAUGAUCUCUCAGACGAUGAUUUCGAGGAUCUGUUGUCCAGAAGUAUUAAACUCAAGAAUAUAAAAAUCCAUGUAAACAAUGAGAAGAAGUUUUAUUGUAAGUAA